Messenger RNA from Drosophila navojoa, 5369 nucleotides. RefSeq names its product protein phosphatase 2C (gene Pp2C1). Gene Ontology annotation, molecular function: protein serine/threonine phosphatase activity; cation binding. NCBI's taxonomy places the organism in Eukaryota, Metazoa, Arthropoda, Insecta, Diptera, Drosophilidae. The record is from RefSeq and is a predicted model, not a curated record. Gene Ontology annotation, biological process: protein dephosphorylation.
UGUGUGCCAGAGUGGCCUGCCUGCCCUGCUGCUUGUUUAGCGCCCGCUUAUUUUGUGAGUUGGCAGCACAAACAAGUCGCAGCGCGCUGUUCAGUUGUUUUUUCCUCGUCAAACUUACGCUACUGCUACAACUCUGCUGCUCUCUGUUCGUUCGUUCGCUUGCUUUCUAUUUGAUUUCGUUUUUGUGUUAUUAACAAUUUGCCGUUGUGUGCGUGUGUACGUGAUUAUUUCGAAAAUAUUCUGAUGAAAAUGUUCGACAACAAUAAAAAUAGAAGAUUUAUAAAGAAAGAGCUGUGCAGCAACGGUUUAAACAUUAACAACAACGAACACAAAUUGCAGCAACGCAAAGACUGUAGGAUUUGAAAAGAGGCUGGAAACGAGUUUUGUUUGCGUUCGCAAAGCGCGCGCAUAAUCUGAUUUUCCAUCAAGGUGAAACUGCAACUGGCAUUGACUGCAUACAAUUUCCCAUAAGUUUAUACAAGCUCAGAACAAAAAGAAAAAACUAACGCAAAUGAAGUGAAAGAAAGAAACAAGCAGUAGAAGACAGUACAAAUUGGCGGCGGUUUCCAACACAAAAAUCAAAAUACCAACAAAAAAUAGAAAGAAGAAGGCAAGCAAUCAAACACAUGCACACAAACACAGAACCAUCAACGUAAAUACUAUAAAACUCACACACAUAUAUACACACACUUGCAUGCCUGUCGUCCAGCAUAGACAAACAAAGAACCAGAGAGUAGUGCGCCCGCUCACACACAUGGUGCGACCAAUUAACGCGAGAGCAAGACAGCAACGAUAGCAGUCAAUAUUGGGAGUGCGAGUGCCAAAUGUCACAUGAAAUUACAACACUGCUGUGAAAGACAAAAGCAACAACAGCAACGUGAACAGUAAAAACAACAACAACACGGCGGCAGCAGCUCUAACUUAUCAAGAAGAAGCAGCAACAUAAACAAAACCAAAACAAGUACAAAACAGGCGCCGGCUACGACCAGCCCCAAUCUUCUUUCCCUCUCCCUCCCCUCUAAAUGCUAAAAUGCUUCCCAGCAUGCAGACAGCAACAACAACAAUAAACACACUUCCAAUGGAAACAGAACAGGAUGUUGCCCAUGUGGAAUAUGAUGUUAUUAAUUACUAUACAGAUGCCAGUCCAAAUGUGAAUCCGGAUGCAGCAACAGCAGCAUCGGCCGCUUCAGGGGCUUCAGUCUCUGAGCAGCGAUGUUCCCGAGUCAGCAAUAACAACAAUAACAAUACAUUGCUUGACGUUGUUGUUCACCCAAGAGCCGCAGAGACUUUACUGGUCACGCCUACAACAGAAACUUCGAGCAACAGUAGUAGCAGCAGCGGUGGCUGUAGUUCUUCAGCAGCGACACCGAUGCGCACCAAAGGCAGCGGUAAUGUCAGCAGCCGGCAGCGCAGCAAAGAGAGAACUACUGCCAGCACCACGCCCACAUUGGGCGUAAAUAUGCGUGUGACCGGACAGUGCAGCCAGGGCGGUCGCAAAUAUAUGGAGGAUCAAUUCUCUGUAGCAUAUCAAGAAUCUCCACUGACACACGAGCUGGAAUACGCAUUCUUUGGCAUUUACGACGGACAUGGUGGCACGGAGGCAGCGCUCUUUGCCAAGGAGCAUCUCAUGCUGGAGAUUGUCAAGCAGAAGCUGUUCUGGUCCGAUAACGAUGAGGAUGUGUUGCGUGCGAUACGCGAAGGUUACAUUAGCACACACUUUGCCAUGUGGCGCGAGCAAGAAAAGUGGCCGCGCACAGCUAACGGGCAUUUGAGCACCGCCGGCACCACAGCAACAGUCGCUUUUAUGCGCCGCGAGAAGAUCUACAUUGGACAUGUGGGCGAUUCGGGCAUUGUGCUCGGCUAUCAGAAUCCUGGCGAACGCCGCUGGCGCGCCAAACAAUUGACAACAGACCAUAAGCCCGAAUCGCAGGCGGAGAAGGCGCGCAUUCAGCGUGCCGGUGGCCAGGUGGCCAUCAAGUCUGGUGUGCCGCGCGUCGUCUGGAAUCGUCCGCGCGAUCCAAUGCAUCGCGGACCCAUCAAGCGACGCACCCUCGUCGAUGAUAUACCCUUUCUGGCUGUGGCGCGUUCGCUGGGCGAUCUCUGGAGCUACAAUUCGCGUUGCAAGGAAUUUGUCGUUAGUCCCGAUCCGGAUGUGAAAGUGGUCAAAAUCGAUCCAAAUACGUUCAGAUGUCUCAUCUUCGGCACAGAUGGCCUUUGGAACGUUGUUAACCCGCAGGAAGCAGUCGACUCGGUCCAGGAGAAACAUCUCAUUGGCGAGUGUCUGCACGAGCAGGACGUUAUGAACCCAAGCAAGGCUCUGGUCGACAAGGCCCUCAAGACGUGGGCCAGCAAGAAGAUGCGCGCGGACAACACGUCCGUUGUAACUGUGAUACUAACGCCCGCAUCAGCAGGAGCAGGCGCUGGAGCUGCCGCUGCCGCUGCCCCAGCACCUGCAGCUGAGCUGGAGACUUCCUUGGAUACGGAGAACAAAUAUCCGGGUGGCUUGGCAGCCCAAUUGGCGGAUCAGGAGGAGCUCGACCUGGAGCUGUGCGGCCACAUUGAGGAGCAGGAAUAUUUCCAUGAUACGCCGUACAGUGCCUUGGCCAAGCGGCAUUUGCCGCCGGAGCCGUAUCGCAAUUUCGACUAUUACUUUGAGGAGGAAAUGCUGGAGGAGGUGGUCGAGGAGGAGGAAGAGGAGGAACACGACGAGGAAGACGACGAGGAGCAUGAACAAGAACAGGAGCCAGAGAUCGAUGAGAAUGUUGUGCAGCAGAGUAAAUAUUGGCGCCGAUCGCGACAGCAAUCGAUUUCCGGCUGGCCGCAGACAACGUCUUUGAUACGUCAUCGUCGUCCCGAAGUGGACGAGGAUCUGUUGAGAGAGCUGCUGCAGCCUGAGCACGAUCAAGAGAUCUAUGGGAAUACGAACAGCAAUAGUAACAGCAACAGCAACAGUAGCAGUGUCUACAGCUGCAACAGUAACAGUAACAGUAACAGCAGGAGCAACAACUGUGAGCUGGAGCUGGAGCACAGCUACGAUAGUUAUGUUAGCAAUACGUCGGUCAGUGCCGGCGGCACGGAAUACAGUUUUGCCGAGUCCUACAACACGCUGCUUAACGAGCAGCAGCAGCAACAGCAGCACUUCCAGCAGCAGCAGCAACCGUUGCAACAGCAGCAGCUGCAACAACAACAACAACGCAGUCAACAACAGCAGCAACACAGCAGCAUGCAGGAGAUAUUGCAGGAGCAGCAGCGCUAUCAGCAGCAGGAGGGCUAUUCGCUCACACAGCUAGAGACGCGACGCGAACAACAGCAGCAACAAGAGCAACAGCAGCAGGCGAUGGUGAUGGCACACAGCAACAGGUGGCAGCAACAGCAGCAACAUCAUGCAACGACAUAUGUGGAGCAGCAGCCGGGUGAGCUGAUGGCGUUGAAUGCGCUGCUGCAGCAGGAACGCGAUGAGGAGCAACAGGUGGCAUUGGAGCGACAACAGGAACAGCAGCAGCAGCAGCAACUGUUGCUGGUUGAGGCUAGCUCCAGUUCCAGUUCAAGUUCCAGUUCCAGCUCGAACUGCAGUUCCUCCAGUUGUUCCUCGUUCGUCUAUGCCUCGCCUUGGAGCGAACCCAACUUGGCCACGUUGCAGGACAACGAGGUGAGCUCCACGCUGCCAGCCACGCCCACGCCAAUGCCCACGAUUGUUGGCGAGCUGGAGGAGGCGCAGGUUGAGGACAUGGAUACAAAUCUGCCACAGUUGGCCGUCGUUGACGUGCAGCAGGAGCAGCAGCAGCCGCAGCCGCAGCAACAACAACAACAACAACAGCAGCAGCAACAAUUGCUGUCAACAACACAACAGUCGCCGCAGCAGCCGCUACAAUUGCUGGCAGCAACACAACAUCCGCAGCAACAGCAGCCACAGCCGCAACAGUUGUCGAUAGCGCAGGCGCGCGUACGCCGACCGCUGCGUCGCUAUCGCAACGUGCCCAAUGAGAAUCAUCAGCAUUUGCAGACGCGUCGUCGACAGCUGUUCAAGCACACCAAAAGCAAGUCGUUUAUUGCCGCCAGUGCAACAGCAAUUGUUGCCUACAACAGCAACAACAACAGCAAUAGCAACAGCAGCAGCGAAGCUCUGCCCAGCGGCAGUAACAGCAGCAGCAACAUUAACAGCGGCAGCAGCAAUGUCGUUAACAGCGUUAACAGCAAUAUCAGCAUUAAUGGUAACAUUAGCAGCAACAGCAGCAGCAGCAGCGCCGCUAGCAUUAGUCACAGCAGUCGACGUCACAGCGUCAACAGCGGCCCCAGCAGCGUCAUGGUAACGCGUCGCAGCCACAACUUGAGACUGGCCGGCAGCGGUAGCUGCGUUAGCAAGCGUCAGCUGCGCAGCUCCAUCUGUCAGCUGAGCAGCCUGGAACUGACAAAGCGCACGCUGCGCAGCAGCAACAGCAGCAGUAGCAAUAGCAACACCAAUAACAACAGCAGCGGCAACAGCAAACAAAAUAAUAACAAAUCCAGUCACACCUUCAAUAAGCCGGCAACGCCAACAGCAGCAACGCCGACAGCAGCAGCAGCAGCAGCUGCGGUAGGAGUAAGCAGCGCAUCUGGCGGCAGCGCGCGACGUAUGCGGCGCAGCAAUGAUGAGCGAGAGCAGCGACGCAGCAGUCAGCGCCGCAGCACACUAGUCGCUGGUCAACUGAGUAACAGCAGCAGCAGCAUCAAUGCCGGCAACGGCGGCAGCAGUCAGUUCAGCAAGCCGACGCGCCUGCAGUCGUGUAACGGUGGAAUUUCAGCGCGUCCGCCGCCGUCGCCAAAAAAACUGAAUGCGGUCGUGCCGACGCUUGCUAUUGGCACGCGCGCCUACACAGCGGCGCUGGCAGCAGCAGCAUCUGAUCUGUCGAAACGUUGGUCGCUGCGCAGCAGCAGCACCAGCCGCCUUAACAGCAGCACCAACAGCAACAACAACAGUCUGAGCAAUAACAGUACGAUGGCAACGCUGGUGACAGCCAUCCGCUGUUACAGUGCACGCAAUCGACCAACCGUUGCAGCAGCAGCAACGCCGAAACGGCGAAAUCAAUGUUGAGUAACAGAAUGGAAUAUAGAGGAUAAGUAGAGAAGUAUAAAAGGUAGGAGAGAUUAAAGUGAAUGGCAGCCUGAGUGGCGCUGCCAACAUGUUUCAAAAUUUCAAGUACAAAUGCAAUUAAAUCAAUGGGAACCCUUAUUAAUUAGUUAGACGAAGUGACGAAGUGUAUGUAAUUGGUAAAAAAAAAAAAUCUGUUAUUUUGUCACGAAACAAAAUUGUAGGUGCACAUACGCAAUCCGAUGUUGUACAUAACAAAACAAAAAAGAGAAUCAAAGCUAACAAAAUCUUAAAAAAGAAA